Lentinula edodes (shiitake mushroom) is the source of this 1191-nucleotide messenger RNA. RefSeq names its product Arginase/deacetylase. The coding region runs from base 1 to 1191 and encodes 396 amino acids. Lineage: Eukaryota; Fungi; Basidiomycota; Agaricomycetes; Agaricales; Omphalotaceae. Gene Ontology annotation, molecular function: metal ion binding; agmatinase activity. The transcript has 12 exons. The record is from RefSeq and is a predicted model, not a curated record.
AUGUCGCAUUCUACAUCCUUGUUGAUACUCGGGGUUCUGUUAUUUUCUGUAACCUCUAUUGCCCAUGAUCACUCUCCGGAGCAAAACGCCUUCAAAUUAGAGAAAUUUCAAGAAUCUUUGAAAGAAUCCACUUGGUUGGAGAAGUAUGGUCCUCAGAUUGACCAAUCGUUUUCGGGCCCUCUAUCUUUCAGUCAUUUACCAUACACAAGGUGUCUAGAGAACGAAGAGACAAAAUUCGACAUUGCUAUUUUGGGCAUGCCUUUCGACACUGCUGUAACCUACAGACCAGGAGCGAGAUUUGGUCCAUAUGCUAUACGUUCGGGAAGUCGAAGGCAAAGAGAAGCUAGAGGGUAUACAUUGUCUUGGGCGAAGGAUCCUUUCGCCGAAGGUGUGAAGAUAAUUGACUGCGGGGAUGUACCUGUGAACCCUUUUGACAAUGCUCUUGCGAUUGACCAAAUGGAGGUGGCGUACUCUACAUUACUGAGGAGGGCCCUUGCUACGCCUGAAAGAGCAAAGGGUACUAUGCUAAACCCUCAUCCACGUAUCAUAAGUCUAGGAGGUGAUCAUACUAUCGUGCUCCCAAUUCUUCGUGCCUUGAACAAGGUCCAUGGUCCCAUCUCUGUAAUACAUUUUGAUGCUCACCUGGAUACUUGGCGCAGUUACCCCGGAGCAGUAACGAAUCAGUCUCGAGUGACGCAUGGCACUUUCUUUGCAGUCGCGCAAGAGGAAGGCCUAAUCUCUAACACGAGUAUACAUGCUGGUAUUCGAUGCAAGCUUGAAGGGGAGGAAGACCUUGAAAAUGAUGAGAGCGUAGGUUUCCAACUCAUCUCAGGAGACGAUAUCGACGAUUUGGGCAUUCCUGAAAUCAUCCGGCUCAUACGCAAGAGAAUUGGUGAUAGCCCCGUGUAUCUGAGUUUGGAUAUCGAUGUGAUAGAUCCAGGACUAGCACCUGCCACUGGUACACCUGAAGCUGGAGGUUGGACGACCCGAGAAUUGAAGCGCAUUCUUCGCGGACUGGCUGGCCUGAAUUUGGUAGGCGCUGACAUUGUGGAAGUGGCGCCUGCGUAUGACAACGCCGAGAUUACUGGCAUUGCAGCUGCAGAUUUGGUGCACGAUUUCCUAAUGAUGUUCUUGUCCGACCAUCCUCCCACAAAACGCAAGGCCAGAGGGGAUCCAAGAGACGAGUUGUAG